AUGGUGCUGGCGAGCGAGGUGCCAGUGGCCAAGCGGGUGGCUCAAGUGAUCUGCUCCGUCUUCUUCUGUUUGACUUGCGCGGGCCUUAUCUUUGGCUUUGCCGCCCUCAAGCCAGUACUCGUUGACGAAGGCAUCUACAGCGAGCUAUGCACGCAGGAUGAGCUCCAGCGAGACGUGUGGGUCUGUCUCGAGCAAGAUACUCGACUCAAUCUCAUGUUCACGAUCGCCACCGUUGUCACCAAUGUCUCUGCUCUGCCCAUAGGCUUCUUGCUCGACCGCAUAGGACCUCAGCGAACGAGCAUACUUGGCGGCUGCAUAUUUGCCAUCGGGUGCUUGCUCUUCGGCUUGGGCAUCAGAUCGCCAGGCGUAGAUACCUUUCUCGCUGGUUACGUCGUCAUCGCUGUCGGCUCGCCCCUCAUCUUCCUGCCCUGCUUCCAGCUCUCCAACGCCUUCCCGGCCAAUUCCGGACUCGUCCUGUCAUCCCUCACCGGCUCUUUUGAUGCUUCGAGCUUGCCUCUCGUUGCCUUUCGCGAGCUGCACUUCGGUCUCGGCGUCUCGUCAAAGACCUUUUUCCUGGCCUACGCGCUUCUUGGCUUACUCGUCGUGCUCGAACAAGUUCUGCUGGCUCCAAAGACAUCGUAUGCACGCGGCGAUGACCCCAAACCAACGCAAAAUGACAAUACAGUCACACUUGUUGAUGAGGCCAGCACACGUCAGACUGGCACGCUCGAGUAUACCGUAGAGCCCAUGUCAGAGUCGAACAUCAAUGCCUCGACGUUUUCGCGCGUCUUCUAUGGCGAGAACGCGGAUCGAGACGAUGUACUUGCAGAGGUGCUCUCCGGCGAUCCCCUCACAGGCAAGCUCUUCGGCCAGUCUGCUCGACAGCAGAUCCUGUCAUCCUGGUUCUGGCUCGCUGCUGCUUUUCUUUGUAUCCACAUGCUGAGGAUCAAUCUCUACAUCCAAUCAGCCUUCACGCAGCUCGUCCAUUACACUCGCGAUGAGCUUCUAGCCGAUCAACUGACGCGAGCUUUCACCUAUCUACUGCCCCUCGGGGGCAUCGUCGCCAUCCCAUUUGUUGGGUAUCUGCUGGACAAGCGCUCUAUCAGGGAUACCACUAUCGUCCUUGCCCUCUUUGGUGUCAUCUUUGGCAUCUUCGGACUCGCUCAUGGCACUCCUGCCCAGGUCGUGUCGAUAGCCACGCUCACUCUGCUCCGACCGCUCAUGUACACCGCCGUUUCAGACUAUUGCGCCAAAACAUUUGGCUUCCAGACCUUUGGCACCGUCUACGGACUCAUGAACACUUUGUCUGGCCUGUUCGGCCUGGUGCAAUACGCGCUCGAUUUACUCAUCAAAGGCCCGCUGCAAGGUAAUUAUACCCCGGUCAACGUUGGGCUACUGAUCGCUGGUCUCAUCACUUCGGUCGGCUUGGCCUCCCGCAUCCACUAUGGCACUCGCGACGGCGUCGUUGCCUUGCUUUGA
Messenger RNA from Mixia osmundae IAM 14324, 1479 nucleotides. RefSeq lists its product as uncharacterized. Gene Ontology annotation, cellular component: fungal-type vacuole membrane. The record is from RefSeq and is a predicted model, not a curated record. Gene Ontology annotation, biological process: transmembrane transport. The transcript has 2 exons. Gene Ontology annotation, molecular function: transmembrane transporter activity. Lineage: Eukaryota; Fungi; Basidiomycota; Mixiomycetes; Mixiales; Mixiaceae. The coding region runs from base 1 to 1479 and encodes 492 amino acids.